CGCAUCGUCAUGGGCUCGAAGUCGGCGUCGCGGCGCGCGCUCCUCGCGGCCAUGGGCUGCGCGGACUUCGAGGUGCGCGUGCCCGACAUCGACGAGAAGGCCAUCGGCGACCGGCGCGGCGACCCCGCGUCGCUCGUCGCCGCGGUCGCGGUCGCCAAGUGCGACGCGCUGCUCGCGCGCCACUUCGCCGACCACGCGGACGACGACGUCGUGCUCGUCACGGGGGACCAGGUCGUCACCUUCGACGGGUCGAUCCGCGAGAAGCCGGAGGAUCUCGCGGAGGCGCGGCGCUUCGCGGCGUCCUACGGCGGCGCGUCCUGCGGCACGACGGGCUGCGUCGUCGUCCACGACGUCCGGACGAACCGCCGCCACGUCGAGGUCCACGACGCGCGCGUCGACUUUGGAGCCUUCCCGCCCGGGCUCGUCGACGAGAUCUUAGCGGCGGACGGGGACGUCGUCAUGGCGUGCGCCGGCGGCCUCAUGGUCGAGCACCCGCUGCUCGCGCCGCACGUCGCGGCCGUCGAGGGCGGCGUCGACAGCCUCAUGGGCCUGUCGACGCCCGUCCUCGCGCGGCUCGUC
Messenger RNA from Aureococcus anophagefferens, 579 nucleotides. RefSeq lists its product as hypothetical. The annotation marks the transcript as partial. Gene Ontology annotation, molecular function: nucleoside triphosphate diphosphatase activity. The transcript has a single exon. NCBI's taxonomy places the organism in Eukaryota, Pelagophyceae, Pelagomonadales, Pelagomonadaceae. The record is from RefSeq and is a predicted model, not a curated record.